Fraxinus pennsylvanica is the source of this 309-nucleotide messenger RNA. The record is from the annotation of a GenBank genome assembly. NCBI's taxonomy places the organism in Eukaryota, Viridiplantae, Streptophyta, Magnoliopsida, Lamiales, Oleaceae.
AUGGGUUCACAGACAAGAAACUCCAUAAGUACGGUGGCGAGGAGGAGAAGAAGGCCCUCUAAAGUUCAUAGAAGCUCGAGGCCGGGCAACAUUGAUAGAACAACCGCCGGUGGUUUAUCGGUUCCCGACAAGUUGGAGGCCUUAAAGAACCUUAUUCCAUCCGAAAAUGGGGAGAUGAAGCCCGACCAGUUGUUUCAAAAAACGGCCGACUACAUUGUACUUCUCAAUACCCAAGUUCUUGUUUUGCAGAAAUUGAUUGAUUUUUAUGGGUCUCAACCUCAAGAAAACCAAAAUGAAAAUGUUGUAUAG